AUGAACUGCGUGUAUGAAGCAGAUGUGUUCAAAUGUAGAAUUGGAGGCGGUUGUACACAGAAAGUUUGUGACGGAGUUGCCAACUGUGGAGAUAGAUCCGAUGAGUGGAAUCGUCUUUCAAUUCAAAAAAGAACCUCUGCUUUAGAGGCUCAUGUAGGAAACCAAACCGCUCUCAUCUGUUCAGACAAUUGGAAUUCUGGCCAUUCUAAUAUGGCUUGCCACCUCAUGGGAUAUACUGAUUCCACCAAUUACGAAGAAGUGGAUAAACCAACAGAUAUUUCCAAAUUUAUAAUACUUAAGAACGAUAUUGUUCCUGGUACUUCGUUGCUAUUGCAACUGGAAUCUGUAGACUCAUGUGAUAAAGUUGUAUCUCUGACAUGCCAAAAAUUCGAAUGUGGUUCCUUCAAAAAUGUGACGGAAACAUUGAAAGAAGACUCCAAAAACCAAACAGCAGAAUGGCCAAGUUUAGCACUACUGUACAGCAACAAACAGAAUAUUUAUUGCACAGCAACUCUUGUGGCACCCUCAUGGGUAGUUGCAGGAUAUUCCUGUCUAUUGGGAACCUUGAAUCGAAAGAAUAUAUCGCCCAAGGACUGGAUUCUUAGAAUUGGUGACCAACAAAGAACUAUUGGAAGCAUUAUUGAGUAUCCUCAGGUAAUAAAAUUUCGAAUUACUGAACGAUAG
Molecule: messenger RNA, 684 nt
Organism: Harmonia axyridis
Lineage: Eukaryota; Metazoa; Arthropoda; Insecta; Coleoptera; Coccinellidae
Product: transmembrane protease serine 3-like
Exons: 3
Coding region: 1-684 (227 amino acids)
Cellular component (GO): membrane
Molecular function (GO): protein binding
Source: RefSeq, a predicted model, not a curated record